CAAAAGAAAGGGAUUCCCAAAAGAAACAGAAGACAAAAAACUUUAAUGUGUGAUGGAAGUGAAGCUGAGGCAGAAGAUACAUUUCUCUUUCCCUCACUGUGAGACUUCCUUUAAGAAGCAUUUUCAAGGUCUUGCAGAGAGCUGGAGAUUUCAUCUUCUGAAGAUUUCAAAGCUAAAGGGUCAUUUUGGCAAAGGAGGUGAAAAACUGAACUCAAUUUCAAGGCAUUAUGGGGAGUCCUUUCAUCCUAUUGUAGAUUCUAACAAAAACAUAUCAGAUGUUGAUUUUCUUUGCAAAGGCCAGCUUCCUAACAUUCCUGCGUUUGUCCCAGCAGACUGUCAGUUGAUCAAGAUAAGUGGGAAGUCUUCCUUUUAUCAGAAAGAAAGACCUCGGAGUUCAAUGGCUAUCUUGGAUGGCUUCUUAAAACAAAAGCCCUUCAUCUUGCUAUCUUCACACAGCUUGCCGCAUGCGCUUCCACUCUAUUAUCAGGCUAAAUCCACUGGUUAUUUUCUAGUUCUGGUUCCUCUUAUUGCAUUUUGCAUCACAUGCAUACUUGGUGCCUUUCACACUAGAGUUCCUAGCGAUAUGGGACGCCGAGCUGUGGAUAAAUCAAGGAAGAAAGGGCACAACAGUAUGCGAUGGAAAAAUGCCCUGAGUGACAUAAAGGAGCAAGAUAAUCUUGAUUCUGAGUCAAGUACAGAUCUCAAAAAUACUUCAGAAGAUCAAGACAAGAAUUUAAAUGAAGACAUGUCUCAUGCUUACAGGUUACUCGAACAAGAUUAUCAAAAAUUCCUGUCUGAAUGUGGAAUGAGUAAAUCGGGAUACUGGAGGGGAGACUUUCAUAAAUAAGAUGCUAUUUUCUGUUUGCUACCUAAGGAUUUUGACUUCACAUCUCCAGGUUGUCAGUGGAAUACACUUGUUGAGUACAUACUUUGUAUAGUGCUGUAAAAGCUGUUCUCUUUAAUCUAUUUUCUUCAUUUUUUCCCUUCAUAUGUAUGAGGGGCUGGUCUGUGACUUGAAAGUGUGAUAAGUUAAGGUAAUUGUAAUGAUUUUUAGGUUUUUAGUUCAGAGUGAGUUAUGUGCAGUUUGUAUCUCUAGCAAGCCAUAACAAGAACAAGUAUGGUUCAGUUCAAGAACACCAAACCAUUAAUAGAGAAUUAUGUAUUCUUUUUGUGUGAAAAUGUAGAUUUGAGCAAACCAGGUUGUUUAAAGACUGUUUGCUUAAACUGUAAAGUCUGUACAUGAAAGUUAUGCAUUUGCUUCGUACUAA
Molecule: messenger RNA, 1268 nt
Organism: Ricinus communis (castor bean)
Lineage: Eukaryota; Viridiplantae; Streptophyta; Magnoliopsida; Malpighiales; Euphorbiaceae
Exons: 7
Coding region: 53-847 (264 amino acids)
Source: RefSeq, a predicted model, not a curated record